Messenger RNA from Mobula hypostoma (lesser devil ray), 2460 nucleotides. RefSeq names its product sterile alpha motif domain-containing protein 10-like. The record is from RefSeq and is a predicted model, not a curated record. Gene Ontology annotation, cellular component: cytoplasmic side of plasma membrane. Gene Ontology annotation, biological process: cell surface receptor protein tyrosine kinase signaling pathway. The coding region runs from base 121 to 645 and encodes 174 amino acids. The transcript has 5 exons. Gene Ontology annotation, molecular function: protein binding. Lineage: Eukaryota; Metazoa; Chordata; Chondrichthyes; Myliobatiformes; Myliobatidae.
GAGAGAGUGCAUGAGCUGAAAACAUCCUGUUACUGUCCGGCAGCAUCCAGUGAUUCUGCAGCCGACACAUCGAGCGCCCGAUCAGGAUGGCAACCUUAUAGACUGGCAUCAUUCAGCGCAAUGGCUGUGGACGCAGCAUCCCAUUUCAGCUUUUGUCGAAAUGCCCUGGAUCAAAGUGUGUCAAAUGAUGAUUUAAACUGUGGCCUGCAAGAUGAAACCGAUAACCCUGCCUGGAAUGAUGGGGGAGGUCAACAGACAUCUGGAGGCAGCAACAUAAAACUCUUACAGCAGCCAGGAACUGAACAUUUUCAGCUGGGAUCCAGUGAUGGGUAUUAUAGUUUUCACACAAGUCCGACAUUCUCAAGACACGCCAAGCCUGUUGUACUGUGGACCCAGCAGGAUGUUUGUAAAUGGUUAAAGAAACAUUGCCCCCACAAUUAUCUGACCUACGUGGAAGCUUUCUCUCAUCAUGCAAUAACAGGUCGGGCACUGCUUAGGCUAAACGGUGAAAAGCUGGAACGGAUGGGAAUAGUGCAGGAAGGUCAAAGACAAGAGGUACUUCAGCAGGUUCUACAGCUGCAGGUACGAGAGGAAGUGAGAAACCUACAACUACUUAGACAAGCCUCAUUUGACAAUGGCUCGUAGCUGACGCUUCCUUGCUGUGAAAGUGUGGAUCUUCAAUACCACGGGAUAAUAUGAGGAGUAAAUUUGAAACUGUGGAGAAUCAUGUGGUGAACUAAUGUGAUCAUUCUGGAACAGGGGAAAUCCAGCCCAAGCUGAUUUGCAAAACUUAAUGAUAAUCUACUUAUCUUGUUUUAAGGCAAAGAAAAGCAACACUGAAAUUUUCUUUUAUAGUUUUGUAAAUUAAAUACAAAUAUCCAGUCAACUGUUAGUGGUGAUUGAACGGUGCUACAAUUCACUAUUUUCUCUGUUACAUUUGACAUCUAUCCCGUUAAUAGUUUUUCGUAACAUUAGGUAGGGAAUCCACUUCUUUGGCAUGACAGUAAAAGGAAACUGCUUCGGAAAUGUAUAAUUCGGGCCUAUGGAGCUUCUCCAGGGCUCCUAUUAAUCUACAAAAUUAUCUUAGGUUGUUUCAAUAUUGCCACUGCUGAUUUAACUGUUUGUAACAUAAAAUUUUGACCAGUGAGAAGAAUGCCUCAUGAAAGUUCUGGAGUAUUUUAAAUAAAAUUAUCAUUUUACUAUGCCAGUGCCUGGCUCCUCAAGAUAAAACCAAAUUAAAAACUGGCACAGCGUUAGCUGUAACAAAGUGGUUAUCUGAAAACAAAUUCAAGAACAAAUUCAAGAAAGAGCAUAAAGUGAAUAUGGCCAAUUCUAGACACUUCAUCUCAGUGGGAAAAAAAAGGUUUUUAGUAAGCAUCAUUAAAUUGAUUCAAAGGAAAUUCAGUACUUUUCGACUGAAGAACUAAUUUCUAUUGAUGGAUUAAAAAGCAAAUGGAGACUUAGCUCUGUGAUUUUUCACCAAACCCAACCAGUAAUUUAAUAUUGAUAUUGCAUGUGACUUAGGAGGAAGAAUGAUCUUUGUAUAUAUAGAUGUAAAUAGCUGUUAGGUAAGUCACUGGUAUGAAUAACAUUACAGGCAGAAGAUAAUUUGCAAAAAAUUUCAACAAAAAUAGUAAAUAUUAGUUUGAGGCACAGUUUUAAAAUGGUUAUUUAAUAAUUUCCACUAAGAAUCAGGUUUUGAAAUACCUGUCACAUCAGCAGUUGUCUUUGACUAUAUCUUAUGCUUAGGUCACUCUUGAUAGGAAGCAAAAGUUCCCAAAAGAGUCCUAAAUUAUUGGUUUUAAGUGACUACUGUUAAUGCAGAUAUGAAAGUCCUGAAUCUUAAUGCUGCUGUUAAGAAUGUAAUAUGCAUACUACCUAAAUCUAUAUGGCUUGUAUUCCUCAAAUAAGUUGCAACUUCAAGAGUACUAUACUAACAUAGCAAAUAAUGAAUAGCAUUGAAGAAAAUGCUAUUCACUGUGACCCCAGGCUGCCGCCAUUACUACUUGAAAUGGGCAGUGUUCAUACAGCAAGCAAUUCUAUCUCCACUUGGAGACAAUUCCAAGAUAAUGUGGCCAAGGCUAACCAUCCACACUCAUAUAGUACUUUGGCUGGAGAUGAUGUUUGAAUGUACCUUCUUAAAAGCAUGACUCCUAGCUGAGGCCAUGGAACUAACCCUUCUAUGUGACAUUGCUCAAGUAAUCAAAACAGCCUUUACAUUCAUUAUUUCAACAACGUUUUUCUGAUUUUCAUUAUCAAUUGAUACAGAUCAGUUUGUGCUGCUGCUUGUGCUGAGUACAUCAAAUACACUACUUCUGGCAAAAAUAGCCCAGAAAAUUUACUUCAAAAUGGAAAAAAAUACAGAUGACGUAAAUCAGAAAUAAAACAGAAAAUGCUAUAAGAAUCUAGUAGGUCAGGCACCAUCAAUGGAAAGAAAAGCGGUUACCAGUUUAGGAUGAA